This is a messenger RNA of Linum tenue, 1582 nucleotides long. NCBI's taxonomy places the organism in Eukaryota, Viridiplantae, Streptophyta, Magnoliopsida, Malpighiales, Linaceae. The record is from the annotation of a GenBank genome assembly.
CCAAAGACGCAAACCCCAUCCAAAACCCAACAAAAACAGACAACAAAAAAGCAAAGGAAAAAACAUAACACAAAUGGCGACCAAGACAACCACCAUCAUCCCAAAACCGCAGCUGGAAGGAAUCCAGACGGUACCUCCCUCGAGAAUAACAGAGCCUAGGACGACCCGCCACGUGUCCGAUGCGUCCCCGGCGGCGGCCGGGCUGACGAAGGGAUGUUUCAAUCUGGUUCUGUUCUACUCCAACCGGUCGGUUCGUGAGGAUUCCGGUUGGGUUGCGGCCGGGUGGAUGAAGGAAUCGCUGGCCCGGGUGCUGAACCAGCAGCCGCUGCUCGGAGGGCGGCUCAGGAAAACGGGGGACGAAAUGGAGAUUGUGUCAAACGAUAGCGGAGCCCGGCUGCUGGAGGCGACGGUGGCGGUGGGGUUGAAGGAGUUUAUGUCGACGGCGGGGGAGGUCAGGGCGGCGGCGGAGGCGGAGCUGGUUUUCUGGAAGGAGAUUGAUGAGCAGAGUCCUGAGUUCUCUCCCUUGCUCUACGUUCAGGUGACGAAUUUCAAGUGCGGCGGAUACUCCGUCGGGAUCAGCUGCAGCCUGCUCGUUGCCGACCUCCUCAUCGCCGGCAACUUCCUCCACAAAUGGGGGGAAAUCCAGAAGGGAAUGAUCUCCACCUCCGCCGCCGGACCCAACCUCCCCAUCUUCUAUCUACCGAACCUGAAGCCCAAUGGGUCGUUCACGCUCGAAGCAUUCAGCUCGACCCCGACCAGGGGCCAGGCCCAUACUUUAAUUCUGAAAAUCACGCGGCCCAAUAAUCAGUUGGGCCUGGAGGCCCAACUUGCGGAGCUCUGCGUGGAAGAGGCCCAGCGCAGGUUUGGCUCGGAGGGGAAAAUGAUCUCGAGCUUCCGCGUGGUGGAUCUGAAGGAAUCGCCGGCGGUCUUGAAGGUGAAGACGUGGAGCCCGGAAUCGGAGGGAAUUGAGGGGAAGAAGCCGCCGCCGGGAGGAGGUGGAAUUACCGCCGGGAAUGCGACGUGGGAGGAUUUGGGGAUCGAGGGGGUGUCAUUUUACGCUGGGAAUAAGCCCGCUGGCGUCGCGUGUUGGGUGAGCUGGCUAAACGACGACGUGUUGGUGAUGCCGAUUCGCGAUUGUGGGGGUGUCGGCGGCGGCGAUGUGAUCGUGGUGGUUGCCGUCCCCGCCAAGGGGAAGCGAAUGAACGACAUCGUAGUUUAGACCCGACCCGGAAGAAGGAAAAGAAGGCAGGCUGGGAAGGGAGUGUUUGAGCUCACGUAUUAGUUGGUACUUAAUUGCGAUUAAGUAAUAAUUACUAGUAUGUGUUUUGUGCAAUUGUUCCCAUUUUGUAUUUUGAUUCUUUUGUUUAAGGGGGCAAUAUCGGUUGAGAUGGAAAACUUUUGUGAAUUAAUUUGAUAUUUUACUUUCUUAAGUUGGAAUUUUUUUUUUAUUUGGAUGCACAAAGAUUCCAUAUUUGCAAUAAAGUCUCACCACUUGGUUCGAUAAUCGGAUUCGACUAUUGUUCUGUGGACUUUAAUUGUAUCAAUUUUGUAUAGUAAACUCAUUGUAUUAUAUAAGUCUAUG